AUGGAAGAAGUCACCGGAAAGCUUGUAGAAGCUUUUGUAGCAUUUCAUGAGAUGAAUACCAAUCCUGCAGCUGUAACACAAGAAAAAAUUAACGAAAUUUCUACUACGAUUGACAAUUGUGCAAAAGAUUACUUUUCAAUAUACGCAUUCAUUCAUAUAAUCAAGUCCCAUCCAGAUACUAUGAUUCGAUAUUACGCUGUGACCAAUUUUGGUCUUGCAUUUAAGUAUAAUUGGAUAAAUAAUGAUAAACAAACUGAAAUUUUAACUCUUUUAUUCAAUAUUUUAGCAACAGAAGAGAAUGCAAGAAUCAGAGAAGGUAUUGUUGCUAGAAUUUCCAAGUUAACAUCAGAAUUUUUAGGAGAACUUUGCAUUCAAUUUGCUCGCGAUGCUAUGAAUUCUCAAUCACCAAUUCACUUACUCUCUGCAGUCAAUCUUAUUGCUUCAACUGCUAAAUUAUACUCGAAAGAAGACCCAAUUCCAGAAUUUUUAAGAAAUCUUGCCAAACUCUCAAUCUCCUUAGGAGACACAGAACUUACACUUGCAUCAUACGAUAUGAUCUAUAAAUACUACAUUGAAUCUCAAGCCGACAACAAUGAUGACAUUCAAGAAAUUUUCCAAAGUUCUGUCCAACUCUUACCACAAUAUUUCGAAAACAAGCAGUUAUUCAGCCAGUUAUGUAGGAUUAUUUCCAAUCCUCUUGACUUAGGAGCUGAUUUCACUCCAUUAGAAAACGUCACUGAAAUAAUAUUGGAUCUUUUCAACAGAGAAGCAGAUCCAGCAAUUUUAUCUGAUUGUGUUCAAGUUAUUGAUGCUCUUAUGUCUGGUUACCCUGAAUUUAUGUCGCAACAAGAAUUUAUUCUCCCUCUCUACAACAGAUACGUCGAGGUUGCAUCGGCAAACUUCAUAGAAGGUGCACAAUUAGUCGAUCAGCAGCUUGUUGACAUCUUCCAGUACUUAGUUUCCAGUUUAUCCCUGAAUAGUGACUUUCUUGAGCAUGUUUGGUCAUCAAAGGACGCUUUGAUGGAGUCAGAAGCAGGCCAGGUCAUCUGCUUCCUCACAACAGAGUACGCAAUGCCAAAUGGCCAUGAUUUUUACGAAAAUAUUCUCGACGAACUAGUAGAUUUCAUCGACCAAGGCCUCCACUCAGAAUUUCCGGCGGUUUUCGAUACAACUGUUGCAUGCUUAAAUGUAUUUAUUGACCAAUUUGAGGCAAAUCUUGAAGAUUACGCCUCAUUACUGGAAGAGAGCCUCUUAGACCUGAUAGAGCAGCACCAGAACUUUGAUUCAAUAACAAUUCUGGACUGCAUCUUCAGAACUGUCAAAGAUUCAGAUAAUAUUUUCGAAAGAGCGCUAAAUCUCUUUGUUGCUCUUGUUGAAACAGUUCCCAAAGACCUUAGAUAUAUCUGCAUCCGUGCAAUAGCCGAUUUGUCCAAGUCCAGCCAGUCAUUAAUUGAACAAUACGCAGAACAAGUCUUUAACAUCGUCAACAUGAUCAUCCAAGCUGACGAAGACUCAGAACUCAAUGAACUCAAGCCAGAAGCUGUUUCUGUCCUGGGAAUUCUCAUUUCCAGAGUUCCACAAUUAUUUGCCUCUAAUUUAGAAGAGAUUUCCUCAUUUGUCAUUGAGUCCUGGCAGUCUGAGACAGAUUCAACCCUUGUUAUUGACAGCCUGAACACAUUUGGCUACAUGAUCAACACGUAUCAAGAGCAAAUCAUCUCCAUCAUCCCAGAUGCGCUCCAAAUCAUCUCCCAGCUCUCCAAGCAGGACAAAACCAAAGACCUUGUCGACCUUACAGCCGCCCUUGCAGAACAGGCCAUGGUUACCGACCAAGAAGGCGAGGACACAAACGAAAACAACAUUUUUGCCAACGAAGACGAGUACAAGAUUGCCGGAGCUUCAUGUCUCUUGUACGGAAACAUCCUCAUGACUUACUCCGACCUGCUCCAGCAGUACAUCGAAGACUUCCUUGGUACUGUCUCCAUUUUGACUGACUCUGUCUUAGACUUCUCCAUCUCCUACGCAAUGCGCGGUCUUUCCUACGUAAUCGAGGCGAUGGGCUCUGUCGGCUUCUUCGAUCCGGAAGUGAUCAAGAAGAUCAUGGUCAACGCGCACUCCGCGGCUGAGUCGAACAACUCCGACAACGUCGCCUGCGCCAUCGAAGUAUACGCUGUCUGUGUCUGCGUCUUCGGACUGGAGCACCUCGGGGAGGAGUUCGGACAGAUUAUCGACAUCCUCGACAGCGUCGUCAGACUGAACCACGCUUGUUACGACGGCAACCUGGAGAUACCAGAGGGAUUCUUCGGGCCAGUCAGGCAGUUGUUCAGGGAGAUCUUCGCUGUUUUCGACGGAAAGGAGCUGCCGGAAGAAGUUACGAAGAUGAUUGACGAAGCGAUCAUUCCUCUGCUGGACAAGAGCUCAGAGCAGGCUGCAUUUUCACUCGGAGUGUUGAGCAGAUUCGUCGAAUCACAGAAUGUUUCAGACGAAUUCGCAACAAAUGUCUUGGAAAGAGCAUUGAACACUCAGCUGAAAUUCGCGAUUUACGAAGGUUUCUAUUUCAUUAAAUGUCUGGCAAUAAAGAAACCAGAAAUAAUACAGAACCAUGCAGACUACAUCAAACAGCUGUUCCACACAAAACUCACGCAGAAAGGCAAGUCUGCAUCCGCUUACAUGAUGAUGAAAGAUAACUUGGUCACGUGCUUCGGACAGAUUGUAAUGAACAUCCCGAAUGUCUACAGCGAUGAUGAGUUGCCGCUGUACUUCGACAGGAUUCUGGAUCUGAUGCCAGCAAACGAGGACCACCGUGAGGAUGCCUCAAUGCUGGAGUUCUUCUUCUGGAUCGCUCAGAGGUACAACGUUCCAGAAAAACUAGCAGCAGUAUUAAUCAGAUUCUUCGCGAUGCCAAAAGAGAUUUUGGUGAGCACUGGAAUAGGAGAGGAACAGAUCGGAACUAUCAAGUUGGCAUUGAAUAAACUGCUUCAGCAGAUUCCAAAUUAUGAACAGUUUAUUAUGAAUGUUUGCAAGAAUGAUGAAAUCAAAAUUGCUCAUGUUAGUCAGAUGCUUAACUAA
Molecule: messenger RNA, 3066 nt
Organism: Trichomonas vaginalis G3
Lineage: Eukaryota; Parabasalia; Trichomonadida; Trichomonadidae
Product: armadillo (ARM) repeat-containing protein family
Exons: 1
Coding region: 1-3066 (1021 amino acids)
Source: RefSeq, a predicted model, not a curated record